Molecule: messenger RNA, 1283 nt
Organism: Rhipicephalus microplus (southern cattle tick)
Lineage: Eukaryota; Metazoa; Arthropoda; Arachnida; Ixodida; Ixodidae
Product: oplophorus-luciferin 2-monooxygenase non-catalytic subunit
Molecular function (GO): protein binding
Source: RefSeq, a predicted model, not a curated record
UACAAAAAAAUAUUCUACUAGAUUUCAAACGUAUAGAGUAACAUGAAUGGUCUGGUAUUCUGUGGAUUACUCCUACGUAACGGCCUACGAUAGCGUGCCGGUGACGUAGCGCGUCUUUCAUAAACAGCGCCCUCAUAAAAGAAUCAUCGUGCCCGUGAACGUUAGUUCUCUGCUGAGGAUCAUCUGAGCUUUGCGUGCAUCACAGCUUCACAAGCGAUGGGACGGUGGAGCAUUUCUCUGCUUAUUGCUGCUUCGGCGUGCGCGGGUAUUGCGCUAGCAAAUUGUCCGGACGCGGCCAGCUUGACUCCGUGUACGUGCGACCACGAGGGCAUGAACUGCAUGCGCGCCAACAAUACGGCUCAGCUUGAAGAAGUCUUCAGGAGCGGAAGCGAGGCCACUAGAGAGCACAACCAGCUGUGGAUACAAAGAACCCCCAUAACGUCGUUCCCGGCAGGCGUGCUGGGCGAGUUCAAGUUCGAGGAAGUUCACGUCGAGCGCAACGCCAAUUUGACCUCGUUCACGAUGGAUUCUCUGGUGCACUUCAGGGAGCUCCUCAACGUCCUCAGUCUGUACGGAAACGCACUUCGGACGUUCGAGUUUGGCAAGUUGAGGCGUUUCCCGUACCUUCAAGUUAUCAACUUGGGCGCCAACCAGCUCACCAGAAUCCCCGACAACGCUUUCCGUAACAAGUAUCUGGAGAGGCUGGGACUGAACGAUAACCCCAUAACGUUCAUCGGGCAAAGGGCCUUCCACCAUCUCUCCAGUCUGAAGCAUCUCGACCUCAGUGGCACAAGGGUGACCACUCUGGGCCCAUACUCGUUGUCUGUACUACGAGCACACCCGGAGUUUGCGAUUGAUCUCGACAACUCUGGCAUCGGGUCGAUCCACCGCAACGCCUUCGACUAUGCCGCACCACUUGUGCUAAGUCUGCGCAACAACCGUCUUGCUACUCUGGAAGAGAACCCAUUCAGGCCUCUCAUCGAGCGCAUGUAUCAGAACGCCCAACGAACGGGCACCCUACCUGUCAUCAACGUCAAAGGAAAUCCGCUGACAUGCCGCGGCUGCUCAUACAAGUGGCUGGUUCAUUACAAAUCAUUUGCCCAAGUACGGGCCAUCCUCUACGACCUCCAGUGCCCGGACGGUUCCGGCCUGUCAAGCCUUAGCGACCAAAAAAUUGAUUGCCGUACUUCCUGGAGCUUUGCGAACAUCGGCUGACGUAUUUAAAACGCAUAAAACGCGCAUAAAAAGUCACACAGUAAAUAAACAUCGUCACCACCAAUGUC